Molecule: messenger RNA, 1822 nt
Organism: Aspergillus pseudonomiae
Lineage: Eukaryota; Fungi; Ascomycota; Eurotiomycetes; Eurotiales; Aspergillaceae
Product: pepsin-like aspartic protease
Exons: 3
Coding region: 128-1405 (425 amino acids)
Biological process (GO): proteolysis
Molecular function (GO): aspartic-type endopeptidase activity
Source: RefSeq, a predicted model, not a curated record
CCUGGUAUAUACCCUUCGUUUCAUUCAUAUACGCUUUCUUUGUAAAGAAACAUCAUUUUUCUAGCCCCUUUAGCAGAGGCUUGAUAUCACUCAUUACAACCUCAGAAGCAAGCACAGGAUCGCCACCAUGAGAUUUCUUCUGUCUUUUCUGAUUACCUUGUUUCUCGCCUGCGGCGUGCUUUCACUUCCAUCGGGCUCAAAGUCUCAACUUAAGGGCAGGUCCUUUAAGGUAGAGCGGGUACGGCGUGGAAAUGAGCCUGUCCAUGGCCCAACAGCUUUGCGCAGAGCAUAUGAGAAAUUCGGUAUUGUCCCAGCGGACCUUGGGAUUGAUCUGGAUGAUUUUGAACCCAUAGCGGUAAAGAAUGCUGUUGUAGCGAAGAAAGAUGUCACCGAGCCGGACCAAAAAGGUGCUGUCAGUGCCGCCUCAGUCCUGAAGGAUGCUGCAUUUGUCUCUCCCGUCACCAUCGGUGGUCAAAAGCUUGUCCUAAACUUUGACACUGGCUCUGCCGACUUUUGGGUGAUGAAUACAGAGCUCCCCAAAGAAGCUCAAACGGGUCGUACAGUGUAUAAUCCUUCUAACUCUUCUACAUUCAAGAAAAUGGAGGGAGCUACUUUCAACAUCUCUUACGGCGAUGCCUCGUAUGCGUACGGUGGUGUGGGUACGGAUACUGUCAAUGUUGGGGGGGCCAUUGUCAAAGACCAAGCCAUUGGCAUUCCGGAUACGGUAUCCAGCGCUUUCAUUGAAGACGCCACUUCAAACGGUUUAGUGGGACUGGGAUUCUCAUCCCUCAACACCGUUAAGCCUACGCAGCAGAAAACCUUUUUCGAUAACAUCGCCGAUAGUCUGCAGGAGCCUGUUCUGACAGCGUCCCUCAAAGCCAACGGCGUUGGCGAGUACGAAUUUGGCAUACUCGAUCACGACAAGUACCAGGGCGACAUCGCAAACGUGAGCGUGGACUCCUCCAAAGGAUUUUGGCAGUUUGAAUCGGCGAAGUUUGCUAUUGCGGAUGGAGAUAUACAAAACAUCAAAGAAAGCCCUACUGCUAUUGCGGACACCGGAACCUCGCUCAUGCUGCUCAGCCAGGAAGUGGUGGACGCCUACUAUGCAAAGAUUGAAGGUGCAAUUUAUGCCAGCAGUGCCAGCGGUUACAUUUAUCCCUGUAAUGCCUCGCUUCCGAGUAUUUCAGUUGGGAUAGGAUCUAAGCAUCUGGCGACCGUUCCAGGCAACCUGAUCAAUUUCUCCGAGGUUGGCAUUAACAAGACGACCGGCGGAAAGGUUUGCUUCGGAGGUGUUCAAUCUAACCAAGGGUCCUCGAUGCAAAUCCUCGGCGAUGUGUUCCUGAAGGCCUUCUUUGUGGUCUUCGACAUGCGGGGACCCUCUCUGGGAGUUGCAACUCCCAAAUAGUUCGGAUACGUUCGCUUUUGGUCACAUUGAUCGACAACUACUGGAAGAUAGAGUAUAGAAUAUAACAUUUCUGUAUACACAUCUCCUCUUUCUUCAUCAGUGGGUUAGACCCGAGAUAAGAUCAGAUUGUGGACCAAAGGAAGUGAAUUGCGAAUGAUCUCUAUUGCCCAUUAGCAGGAGCAUAUCGUCACCAAAAAAUAGAUUAAAGUUGACAAGGUUUAAGAGGAUCUUCACCAAGUACCGAGUGCGUAUACUAUCAUUGUCAUCCGAAGAUUACUUUAAAUAGUAUGCUUAAACAAACGCUGUUUCGGAAUGCUGAGUCAUUGAUUGAUCUCCUAACCGAAUUUGGUUAGGAGCUCUAGAAGCAGCAGAAAAAAUGAAAAGAAAAAACACGCCCUUGAACAGCUCGCAAGUACA